This is a messenger RNA of Entamoeba invadens IP1, 1239 nucleotides long. RefSeq lists its product as hypothetical. Lineage: Eukaryota; Evosea; Mastigamoebida; Endamoebidae. The coding region runs from base 1 to 1239 and encodes 412 amino acids. The transcript has a single exon. The record is from RefSeq and is a predicted model, not a curated record.
AUGCAAAUCGAGAAGUAUACACUCCCAAGCAAAAUUGGAGUGAAGGAGUUACCAAAGAAUUGGAAAUCUAUCAGCUCAAAGGUGAUCAACCGCAUCCGGUCGUGCACAUUAGCCCCUAUUCUAGACUUGGUGGAAGUUGACGAUGAAGAUGAUUGUUGCUGUAUUUGUUACUCCAAGUUAAAGGAUUAUCCGCUGAAUGAAUUCAACACAUGUUGCUGUGGUAAACAGUAUUUCUGUACACUCUGUUUACUCAACCACCCCGAUUUCGACAUCACGACGUUUUCGUUGAAGUGUCAUACAUGCAAGAAGUUAAUCAAAAACUCGUACAACUACAUCCCACCAAAACCAAAGGAAGAAAUUAAAAAAUCAAAGAAGAAAGCUCUUCGAAAAGAAAUUAAAGUCUCCGAAGAUUUGUUGCCGACAGUGAACGUAAAAGACCUCGUGAAAGCUUAUGAACCGAACAACCCAUAUUCCCCCUUCACUAAUUCACACAAAGACAAGUUCGACUUGGACAAACCAACGUAUACAUUACCAAUGGCUACUCCACAAACUUCUAAUUAUACAAAUGCACAACAAAAGAAGUACAUCUCACCACUACAACAACAAAUUCAAUCACAUACAGUCAACGUCUCACCAAAAUAUCUUCCACCAAAUACUCAAUUCCAACCACAAGCCCAACAACCCUCGGAAAUCUAUCAACCACAAAUGACAAUGAACGCGUCUCUUAGUGUCCCUCAUAUCCCAGUGUUCCAACCAAAAAGACAAAACACUCCUAUGAGACCACUGCCUCAUCAACCUUACCCACAAUUCAAAAACCCUCCUAUUAACCCAAUUGGACAAAACCCAUUUGGCUACUUUGACACUAUUCUCUCUUCGACGGGACCGACACAAAACACUCAGUGCCAAAAUCUGCAGAGAGUCAACCCACCAUUUUAUCCAGCAACAAACUGCUAUUCCCCACAAGCGAAAGCCCCACAAGUCUUAAAUCCACCAACUCAACAACGACAAAGUUGCCCACCACCUUCGAUUUUGCAAUCGAAGAGAGAGAUGAUGCAACGAAUAGAGUUUGAGAAAGGGAUUAACCCCGAAAUCCUCGAGGCGUACAACCGUUUUGAGAUAGAAAUCCCUAUCUAUAUACCUGUAAAUUGUAUCAACGAGAUCGACACAACGCUCCUCUCGAACAAAGAAACAGCGCAGGUCUUACUUGACAGUGUGACGGACAAUUAUUUUAGAAAUUGA